AGGUAUCUCCUCAAAGCGCGACGCGUUGUCUAUCGUCAGGACUGAAGUGAAUUAUUCUCCAGGCAUACGGACUAGCUGCGCAAUACAUAUAAGGCCGCAGAGCAUUUCUUGCCAUCCAGAGUUCUUCACUUCUCUUGGUUGUUCCGUGUGAUUAAGCCAGUCAUGUUCAUUGGGAUUUGCGGAGGGAUAUGCGCUGGCAAAGAUACAAUAGCCAAAUACUUAGUCCGAGAACACGGCUUUACACGUCUCUAUCUCUCGAGGAACGCACCAACACCCCCAGUAGAACGAUCAGCGUCAGAUGCUCACGUGCCAGCUCCUGACGAAACUACAUCUUCCAAGUCCAAGUUUCACACUGCCGACGACCUCCUUGCUCAUGUGACGGCAAGUUGGCAACAGCGCUGGGUGACAACAGACAUAUGGGAUGAGUCAGUACUCGACGUUUACGACCGCCGCCCAGCAUUCAUCCUGCUCAGCGUUGACGCACCCAUCACAACUCGCUGGGAACGUUUCCGCGUCCGCUGCGAGAGACACUCGCUUACGCCGCCUGAUUUGACAGAAUUUGUACUAAGGAACGAUGUGCAUAUAUAUAGUCAUGAGGCUGGUCUUGCAUAUCUUCUAAACCGCGCCAGUAUUCGUCUUCUUAAUACUAGCACUUCACUCGAGGCGCUAUAUUCUAGUCUCGACGAUUUAGAUUUGACCAACGAGGAGCGAUUAAGGCCUAGCUGGGACGUCUAUUUUAUGCAAUUAUCGGAUCUUGCGGCGCAGAGAAGUAAUUGCAUGAAAAGGAGAGUGGGCGCCGUGCUGGUCGGUAAAGAGCGGCGAGUCAUCAGUACGGGGUACAAUGGCACGCCCAGGGGCAUGAAGAACUGUAACCACGGUGGAUGCCCUCGCUGUAACACGGCCGCUAGAGCCGGAGCUGGCCUUGACACUUGUCUAUGUUUACACGCCGAGGAAAAUGCGCUACUGGAAGCCGGUAGAGAGCGUAUCAGAGAUGGUUCUAUCUUGUACUGUAAUACUUGCCCGUGCCUGACGUGUUCGGUGAAGAUCGCGCAGGUGGGUAUCAGCGAGGUCAUAUACAGUCAGCAGUACAGUUUGGAUCGGUCUGCGGAGCGAAUACUGGGGGAAGCAGGAGUGAAGCUAAGGCAAUUUUCACCGCCGAAGGAGGGCCUGGUAGAUCUGGCGGUUGCGACAAAGAGUAAAGCUCAGACGAACGGGCACGUUGACCAGCUAGAGAAAUUCACGUUAUAGAUCCUAUGAGAUACCCUACUUUACGC
Messenger RNA from Pseudovirgaria hyperparasitica, 1274 nucleotides. RefSeq lists its product as uncharacterized. NCBI's taxonomy places the organism in Eukaryota, Fungi, Ascomycota, Dothideomycetes, Acrospermales, Acrospermaceae. Gene Ontology annotation, molecular function: zinc ion binding; hydrolase activity. The coding region runs from base 163 to 1248 and encodes 361 amino acids. The transcript is spliced from 3 exons. The record is from RefSeq and is a predicted model, not a curated record.